GGGCCGCCGAUUCACCCCCGCACCGGCCCCACCAACAGAAAACAAUCCCCCGCCAUGACGUCCCCGCCGUACAUUCAAUCUAGAACAAUCAAAUUGACCCCUUAAAGCAAACUCAUCACAAACAGCUGUUGCCAACGAGGAGAGAAUACAUCUAAUUCACUCAUAAAUCUCCUCAUAACUCGUCACAACAUAUCUCCCCAAAAAGAAUGGCGACUUCAAGCAUGCACUACGCCCACUGCGGCGCAAACGACGGUUGCAAACUCGCCUUCCAAUCCUCACUUCCCCUCACCGGCGCCGCCUCCGCAACCCGCUGUGUCCUCCUCAUGCACGGCUUCAGCGGCUCUUCAGACUACUUUUACCGCAACGCCGAUGAAAUCGCCUCCGACGACAUCUGGGUCGUCGCCCCGGACAUGCGCGGCCACGGCAAAUCGGACCGCACAAAGGGCGGCUACCACGUCGCCCGCCUGGCCGCCGACCUCCGCGACCUAGUCCACCACCUGCGGCGCGCCGCCUCGCCCGACCUCAAGAUUAUUCCCGUCGGCUGCUCCAUCGGUGCCGCGGUGCUCUGGACGUACGUCGAGCUCUUUGGGUGCGCGGAUUUUGCGGGUCUCGUGUUUGUCGACCAGGCGCCGUUGCAGGAUCGCUCGCAGUUUGACGGGUGGGACGAGAGCUUGGCGCAUACUGGCUGCUACGACGAGAAGAGCAUGCUCGGCGCGCAGAAAUUCUGGAUGGAGAAUUCGGCGGCGGCGCAUGUUGAUCUCGUGGACGGGUGUUUGGGAUACCGCGCGAAGCCUGAUGCGGCGGACAACGUCUCGGCUGAAGUGAGGAAGAAGGAUGAGGACUUCUUCACGGGGAUCAGUGCGCUGUGCGGUCAGGCGUGGCUUGCGAGGUUGUUGGCGGACCAUACGCGGUACGACCACCGCGAGGCGAUUGAGAUGAUUAGCGUGCCGACGCUGGUGAUGGCGGGGCGCAAGUCCGGGUGUUUCCCGCUCGAGGGGAUGCGUGAGACCGUUAGGAGGGUGGAGAAGAACCGGCCUGGUCUGGCAACGUUUUCUAUCUAUGAGGCUGGACAUUGGUUGUUCUAUGAGAAACCUGAGGAGUUUAAUCAGGAGAUUCGCGAGUUUGUGGGGCUGUGCACGAUGUGAGAUGGUAAGAAAGGGAAGCUGGAAGACGGAUGGGUAUGCUAGGUGGUGAUCUGUGCUGCAACAGCUGAAUGACCAUGGAUAGAGCGACGCGGGCUUAUACGCUUCAUGAAACGCAAAUGAGAUUAGAAAAUACCAGAGUCUAAAGAUGAAAACUCCA
Colletotrichum godetiae is the source of this 1302-nucleotide messenger RNA. Its product is annotated as Alpha/Beta hydrolase protein. The transcript has a single exon. Gene Ontology annotation, molecular function: catalytic activity. Bases 207 to 1145 code for a protein of 312 amino acids. NCBI's taxonomy places the organism in Eukaryota, Fungi, Ascomycota, Sordariomycetes, Glomerellales, Glomerellaceae. The record is from RefSeq and is a predicted model, not a curated record.